Molecule: messenger RNA, 282 nt
Organism: Suillus discolor
Lineage: Eukaryota; Fungi; Basidiomycota; Agaricomycetes; Boletales; Suillaceae
Exons: 1
Source: RefSeq, a predicted model, not a curated record
AUGAGUACAGUUAAUGCAAGUACUGGUGUUGUGCCCUUCCAGCUACAGCUGGGACGAAUGCUGCAGAUGCUGCCUCCUCUUGUACAGGACAUCACACAAGCUCAGGAACCUGAAGAAACUCGUGCACACUCACUGAUGAACAAGCUGAAUAUCGACCUUAUGGAAGCCCAAGACAGUCUCAUCACAAGCAAAGCUUCACAAGCAAACUCUGUGAACAAAAAGCAAUCACCUCAGGUGGUCUUCAAAGAGGGUGACCAUGUUAUGCUUGCCAACCGCCGGCAA